Trichomonas vaginalis G3 is the source of this 924-nucleotide messenger RNA. RefSeq names its product factor VIII-associated gene 1 family protein. Gene Ontology annotation, biological process: vesicle cytoskeletal trafficking. The coding region runs from base 1 to 924 and encodes 307 amino acids. NCBI's taxonomy places the organism in Eukaryota, Parabasalia, Trichomonadida, Trichomonadidae. Gene Ontology annotation, cellular component: early endosome. The record is from RefSeq and is a predicted model, not a curated record. Gene Ontology annotation, molecular function: protein binding. The transcript has a single exon.
AUGACGUUUUAUAAGCGCUUUGAUGAGAUAUCAGCCAAACUUACAAAGCUUUUCCGUACUAAGAAUUCGCUCAAGGAAACCGCUGCCGAAUUUGACGAACUUUCCAGGACUCAAGACGAAGAAAAUCCGUUCGAAUGCGGACUUGUCGCUCUUGCAAAGUUCGGAGAAAUGCAAUGUUGGCAAAAAAUCGAAGACAAACAACAUACAGUUAGAACUGCUGUUAAAGCAGCUCGUUUAUUUAUCAAAUCUGCAAAUUUCAAUUUUAGCAUUUCAAGAAAUCUUCGCGAUACAUGGUCAGACCCAUUAGCUGAUGGACUUCAUUGCUAUCGUGUAGCAGCUGAUGUACUUAAAUCCGAUAAUAAACCAAAUCUUGCUGUAGUUUUACUUCUUGAGCUUGGAAAGACAGAAGCUCAAUUCGAUCUUCUCCACUAUGCAGGAAAUACAUACGAAGAAGCUGCAAAUCUUUGCUUAGAACAACAUCUUUCACCUCCACUUCUAUUCGAUUCUGUUUUUAACUGUGUUGACUGCUAUAGCAGAGGUGACAGACUAGAUCUUGCUCUGUUGGUUGUCGAUCGAGUCCAAACUAAACUUGGAGAGGAAAAUAAUGACCAAAUUAACUCUUCACAAUUAAUGAAGGCUCAAUUGACAAAUAUUAAGAUACUUAAAGCCCAAUUACUUCUUGCAGCCUUCAAAUACCAGGAUUGCAUUACAUAUGCUGAAAAGAACCUUGAACAAGGCGUUGCAGAGUUAUUCAAGCAGUUAUGCGAUGCAACAAAGUCAAACCAAAUCGCUGUUAUUGAUGCAAUUAUCAACCAAGCUAGAAGUUCAAAUUACUUCACAGAAUUACAGAUUUCUUUGUUUGAGAGACACCACUUCCUUUUGUCUAAGAGUGUCGAGGCAGCAUAUGCAGAAUUGUCCCAAUAA